This is a messenger RNA of Cavia porcellus (domestic guinea pig), 14263 nucleotides long. RefSeq names its product nuclear factor of activated T cells 5 (gene Nfat5). NCBI's taxonomy places the organism in Eukaryota, Metazoa, Chordata, Mammalia, Rodentia, Caviidae. Gene Ontology annotation, cellular component: transcription regulator complex. Gene Ontology annotation, biological process: cytokine production; regulation of transcription by RNA polymerase II; calcineurin-NFAT signaling cascade. The transcript has 15 exons. The record is from RefSeq and is a predicted model, not a curated record. Gene Ontology annotation, molecular function: RNA polymerase II cis-regulatory region sequence-specific DNA binding; DNA-binding transcription factor activity, RNA polymerase II-specific; transcription factor binding. The coding region runs from base 496 to 5589 and encodes 1697 amino acids.
AAACUCAGAGAGAGAUUUAAAAUUUUAUUUUAAAUUGUAAUCUCCCAAGGCCGAAGUGGGGAUGAGAGAUAGAAAGUACAGUACUUUAAUUAAAAAGAAUCAAUAACUUGGGGUUUUACGAUAUGAUCUGCCAUUUCUUAAUUAAGAAAUGAGUUUGACAGUCCUUUGGCCAGCUCACUGUAGACACUGCUAUGAAAACCCCAAAGGGCUGGCCGCGGUCCAAGCGACGAAACUCCAUUCCCCAAGAGACCCCAGGGAGCCAGUCUCAGCCGCUGCGAGUCCCUGGAGCCCUUCCCUCGGUGUCCUCCGAGCUCAGCACGGCGUGGGUCAGGGCGCCUCGGGCUCGCCGCCACCAGGUCCAGCAGAUACCUUUCCCCUCCGCGGGCCCCCAGCGCGCGGCCGCCUCUUCGCCACCCUCCCUCCUGCCGGCGGGGCCUGCGCGGUGCUCCGGACCAGCAGCCCGGGUAGCGGCCGCAGGAAGCGAAGACCUUGUUGAUGCCGUUCCGUGGUGUGUCUCUCCACCCUCCGGGGGCCGCCAGGCUCUUCCCGGCAUUAGCAUGCCUCCCUCCGCGCCUGCGCACUGUUCCGCGGGGGCGGGGCUCAGAUUCCUGUCAGCGGCGGUGGCGGUGGCGGCGACCGUCAGUUUUCGCUGAGGAGGAGCACGAAACGGACCCGUUGGUUGUCUCCCCUCUCUUUCCCCGCCCCGAACCUCUCUCCUGGCUCGCCAGGAGUCAGUCCCUGUGGAGUUUCCCUCCGCCCUGCCGCUGUUUCGUCGGUCCUCGGCCCGGUGGAAGUCAACUGCCCUCGAGGAGGAGGCAGCGGCAGCCCGCCCUCGCCGCCCCCCGGUUCGGUGCCCGCGGUCCCGGAGAGGAGGUGCCGCCGCCACCGCCGCUCCCCCCCUCUCGCUGCCUUCGGGCCGGGCUGGGUCGAGCUGCGAUGCCCUCGGACUUCAUCUCAUUGCUCAGCGCGGACCUAGACCUGGAAUCGCCCAAGUCCCUGUACUCGCGAGAUUCUCUGAAGUUACACCCAUCACAGAAUUUUCAUAGAGCUGGACUAUUGGAAGAAUCUGUCUAUGAUCUUCUCCCAAAGGAGUUACAGUUACCUCCAUCUAGAGAAACAUCUGUAGCAUCAAUGAGUCAGACAAGUGGUGGUGAGGCAGGCUCGCCUCCUCCAGCUGUAGUUGCUGCUGAUGCUUCUUCAGCUCCCUCCUCUUCCUCCAUGGGCGGUGCUUGCAGCUCCUUUACCACCUCUUCCAGCCCUACCAUUUAUUCUACCUCAGUCACCGACAGCAAGGCUAUGCAAGUGGAGAGCUGCUCCUCAGCCGUGGGGGUAAGUAACAGAGGGGUAAGUGAAAAGCAGUUAACCAGUAACACAGUUCAGCAGCAUCCAUCAACCCCGAAGAGGCACACGGUUUUGUACAUCUCACCACCACCUGAGGACUUGCUGGAUAACAGUCGGAUGUCCUGCCAGGAUGAGGGGUGUGGAUUGGAAUCUGAGCAGAGCUGCAGUAUGUGGAUGGAGGAUUCCCCCUCCAACUUCAGUAACAUGAGCACCAGUUCCUACAAUGAUAACACUGAGGUACCUCGUAAAUCACGAAAACGAAAUCCAAAGCAGAGGCCGGGGGUCAAACGACGAGAUUGUGAAGAAUCUAAUAUGGAUAUAUUUGAUGCCGACAGUGCCAAAGCACCUCACUAUGUGCUUUCUCAGCUUACUACGGACAGCAAAAACAACUCAAAAGCUGGAAAUGGAACAUUAGACAACCAAAAAGGAACAGGAGUAAAGAAGAGCCCUAUGUUGUGUGGACAGUAUCCUGUUAAAAGUGAAGGAAAGGAGCUAAAAAUAGUUGUACAGCCUGAGACCCAGCACCGAGCUCGGUACCUGACUGAGGGCAGCCGUGGCUCAGUAAAAGAUAGAACCCAGCAAGGCUUUCCUACAGUAAAGCUGGAAGGCCAUAAUGAACCAGUAGUGCUACAGGUAUUUGUGGGCAAUGACUCUGGUCGAGUAAAACCACAUGGAUUUUAUCAGGCCUGUAGAGUAACUGGACGAAAUACAACUCCCUGUAAAGAAGUGGAUAUUGAAGGCACCACUGUUAUAGAAGUUGGCCUUGAUCCUAGCAACAAUAUGACACUCGCGGUGGACUGUGUAGGAAUAUUAAAGUUGAGGAAUGCUGAUGUUGAAGCCAGAAUAGGAAUUGCUGGUUCCAAGAAGAAAAGCACUCGAGCCAGAUUGGUUUUUCGAGUUAACAUCACAAGGAAAGAUGGCUCCACAUUGACCUUGCAGACACCCUCUUCUCCAAUUUUGUGUACUCAGCCAGCAGGAGUGCCAGAGAUCUUAAAGAAAAGCUUACAUAGCUGUUCAGUGAAAGGAGAGGAAGAAGUGUUUUUAAUUGGCAAGAACUUUCUUAAAGGAACUAAAGUUAUUUUCCAAGAAAACGUUUCUGAUGAAAACUCUUGGAAAUCAGAAGCUGAAAUCGACAUGGAAUUAUUUCAUCAGAACCAUCUCAUUGUCAAGGUUCCUCCAUAUCAUGACCAACAUAUAACUUUGCCUGUGUCUGUGGGAAUAUAUGUCGUGACCAAUGCUGGAAGAUCCCAUGAUGUCCAGCCAUUCACUUACACUCCAGACCCAGCAGCAGCAGCUGGUGCUUUGAAUGUAACUGUGAAGAAGGAAAUAUCCAGCCCAGCAAGACCUUGCUCUUUUGAAGAAGCCAUGAAAGCAAUUAAAACUACUGGAUGUAACUUAGAUAAAGUAAAUAUUCUUCCUAAUGCCCUGAUCACUCCACUCAUAUCGAGCAGUAUGAUUAAGAGUGAAGAUGUUACUCCAAUGGAAGUAACAGCAGAAAAAAGAUCUUCCCCUAUUUUUAAGACUACAAAGACAGUUGGGUCAACUCAACAAACUUUAGAAAAUAUCUCUAACAUACCAGGAAAUGGGUCCUUUUCAUCACCAUCAUCUUCCCACUUACCUUCAGAAAAUGAAAAGCAGCAGCAGCUUCAGUCCAAGGCAUACAAUCCAGAAACUCUGACUACUAUCCAAACACAGGACAUCUCACAAUCUGGGGCCUUUCCAGCAGUUUCUGCCUCUAAUCAGCUGCCUGGCAGUGAGGCACUACUCCAGCAGGCUACACAGUUUCAGACAAGAGAAACUCAAUCUAGAGAAGUGUUGCAGUCAGAUGGUACAGUAGUUAAUUUGUCACAGCUGACUGAGGCCUCACAACAACAGCAGUCACCACUGCAAGAACAAGCACAGACUUUACAGCAGCAGAUUUCAUCAAAUAUUUUUCCAUCACCAAAUAGUGUGAGUCAACUACAGAAUACCAUUCAGCAGUUGCAAGCAGGAAGUUUUACAGGCAGUGCUGCUAGUAGCAACAGUGGAAGUGUUGACUUGGUCCAGCAAGUUUUAGAGGCACAGCAACAGUUAUCUUCAGUGUUAUUUUCUGCUCCAGAUGGUAAUGAGAAUGUUCAAGAACAGCUCAGUGCGGGCAUUUUUCAACAAGUCAGUCAAAUUCAAAAUAGUGUAAGUCCUGGAAUAUUUUCUUCAACAGAACCAGCAGUUCACCCCAGGCAAGAUAAUUUAAUACCUGGGAGAGCUGAAAGUGUUCGUCCACAGACUGAAAGCACGUUGUCUAAUCCGCAGCAGCAGCAACAACAACAGCAAGUGAUGGAACCAUCAGCUGCAAUGGUGAUAGAGAUGCAGCAGAGUAUUUGCCAAGCAGCUGCCCAGAUUCAGUCAGAGUUAUUCCCUUCAACUCCUUCAGCAAAUGGAAACCUUCAGCAGUCGCCAGUUUACCAACAGCCUUCUCAUAUGAUUAAUGCACUAUCUACCAAUGAGGACAUACAAAUGCAGUGUGAAUUGUUUUCUACUCCUCCUGCAGUUUCUGGAAAUGAAACUUCUACCACCACCACACAGCAAGUUGCAACCCCUGGUGCGACCAUGUUUCAGACACCAAGUUCGGGAGAUGGAGAAGAAACUGGAGUGCAAACAAAACAGAUUCAGAAUAAUGUCUUUCAGACCAUAGUCCAAAUGCAACAUAGUGGGGACAGUCAGCCUCAAGUUAACCUUUUUUCAUCUACAAAAAGUAUGAUGAGUGUUCAGAAUAGUGGUACCCAGCAACAAGGUAAUGGUUUAUUCCAGCCAGGGAAUGACAUGAUGUCACUUCAGUCUGGGAAUUUUUUGCCACAGUCUUCUCACUCACAGGCUCAACUUUUUCACCCUCAAAAUCCUAUUGCUGAUGCGCAGAAUCUUACGCAGGAAACUCCAGGUUCUAUUUUUCAUAGUCCAAAUCCUAUUGUCCACAGUCAGACUUCUACACCAUCCUCUGAACAAAUGCAGCCUCCAAUGUUUCAUUCUCAGAGUACCAUUGCUGUAUUGCAGGGCUCUUCAGUUUCACAAGAUCAGCAGUCACCCAACAUAUUUCUUUCCCAAAGUCCUAUGAAUAAUCUUCAAACUAACACAGUAGCCCAAGAAGAACAGAUUUCAUUUUUUGCACAGAACUCCAUUCCUCCACUUCAGUCAGCAUCAAACACUGAACAGCCAACUGCUUUCCAACAGCAGUCUCCAAUAUCACAUAUCCAGAGCCCUAUGCUUUCCCAAGAACAGGCUCAAUCUUCCCAACAAAGUUUAUUUCAGCCUCAGGUGUCACUGGGUUCCCUUCCACCUAAUCCAAUGCCUCAGAACCAACAAGGAGCAAUUUUCCAGGCACAGCACUCAAUAGUGGCCAUGCAGAGUAACUCUCCGUCUCAGGAGCAGCAGCAGCAACAACAGCAGCAGCAGCAACAGCAACAGCAACAACAGCAGCAGAGCAUUUUAUUCAGUAAUCAGAAUACCAUAGCUUCAAUGGCAUCUCAAAAGCAGCCACCACCAAACAUGAUAUUUAGUCCAAAUCAAAAUCCAAUGGCUAGUCAGGAGCAACAGAAUCAGUCAAUUUUUCAUCAACAAAGUAAUAUGGCCUCAAUGAAUCAAGAGCAGCAGCCCAUGCAAUUUCAGAAUCAGCCCACAGUUUCCUCACUUCAGAAUCCUGGUCCUACUCAGUCUGAGUCUUCGCAGACCUCCUUGUUCCAUAGCUCUCCUCAGAUUCAGUUGGUACAAGGGUCACCUAGUUCUCAAGAGCAGCAAGUUACACUCUUCCUCUCUCCAGCAUCCAUGUCUGCUUUGCAGACCAGUAUAAGCCAACAAGACAUGCAACAGUCUCCUCUUUAUUCCUCUCAAAACAACUUGCCUGGAAUCCAGGGAGCCACAUCUUCACCACAGCCACAGUCUACUUUAUUUCACAACACUGCAGGAGGCACAAUGAACCAACUACAGAAUUCUGGCUCCUCUCAACCAACUUCAGGAAUGUUCUUAUUUGGCAUUCAGAAUAACUGUAGUCAGCUUUUAACCCCUGGACCAGGUGCACUGCCAGAGCAGUUGAUGGCCAUAAGUCAGCCUGGCCAACCACAAAAUGAAGGCCAGUCACCUGUGACAACACUUCUUUCUCAGCAAAUGCCAGAGAAUUCUCCACUGGCGUCCUCUAUAAAUACCAACCAGAACAUUGAAAAGAUUGAUUUGCUUGUUUCUUUGCAAAACCAAGGAAACAAUUUGACUGGCUCCUUUUAACUGGAUAUAAAUCCCUGGGAAAAACAGUCGUGAUUCCAAGAUGUCCUGAGAUCGUGUGGUUCUGUGAAGUGUACUGAACUAUAUUACUUUAAAAACAAAACAAAAAAACUUGAGUACAUGGAUAGAUUUUGUUUUUACUGUAAAAGAACAUACCUGUGCUGCCUUUUGCAGUAAUUAACUACCAUUGUUAACAUUGUCAUAUUUUAUAUUUCUGAUAACAGUGAUGACUGAGAAUCUGUUUCAAUUUCGGACUGAAAUAAGUGUUGCCACUUUCCUAGGCACAGUUUCUUUAAAAGUGCAGUUAAAAUUCAAAAUUGAACCACUCAGUUGUUAUUGCUAUUAGAAAAUAAUAUUUGUCAUGUUUACUUUUAUUAUUUUCUUUAUUGCAUUAUUUUAGUCACACAAAGGUUUAUAAAAAGGUAAAGUUCAUUAAUAACUAAGGCUAUUUUGUUGUUGUUGUUAUAUAUGAAAGGUACAGCUGGUGGCCAAAGUGAAGGAAUUUUUCAGUUUUUAUGGAGAAACUGAGGGGGUAACAUUCCAAGAAGCUGUAUUAAGAACUCUACACAAUAAAAGGACUCUGAAUUAAAUAUUAAAGUAGAUGAUGACACGCUUUACAAAACUAGGGACAGCUGGAAUGCUAUUGAUUUUAUCUGUCAGAGAGUUCUAUUGAGGUUUAGCUAUAACUACGUUGAAAAUCAUUAUUUUGCUCUGUGAAAAAAUGAAGAGGGUAAUACAUAGUAAAUACAUUCUGAUAUCCUCCUACAGUUGUAAACUGACAGUAAUUUAGUCUGUUUUCUUCUUAACCCACUCUUAGGCUGGAGUUCUGUUUAUAUGCAUCGCUGUUACUUUACAUCUCCUUUUCCCUUCAAUUUAGACAACUAUUAAUAUAGUACUGUGACCCUGUAACAACUUAAAGGGAAAGGCCACUUUGACCCAGGGUGACCUAGCAACUCUGCAGCACAGGACAAGGAGAGCUCUUUAAGAAUUACUGGGAACUGAUUGCUGAGAAAACUGCAUCUAUCCCUCACUCCCACCCCAUCCUCAUGAACGGUGCUGUUCUGAAGUCUUUAAAAUUUCCCGUCUAACAGAAAACAGUGUAGUGCUUGCUUCAGCAGCACAUAUAAUAUAGAAAACAGUAUCCAUUUUCAUUUAAAAAACAAAUCCAAACUAAAAUUUCUUGAAACAUCACUUUUCUCUGAGCUGCAGUGAAUAUAAUUCACUUGUCACCUCAGUGCUUUAAAGUUUAAGAGGUCACUUACCUGAUGGCUCCCAUAAGCCUUAGGCUUUAUAGGGUCAUAUCAUGGACUUAAAAUGAAAUGUACUAACUUGUGUUACAUCUAUAAAGAGCAAAAUAACACACUCCAGAACUUACAGAUGUAGCGUUAGUUAUACAGUUUGGGGUGUUCUUACCACCAAUGGGAUGCCUGCUUCUAACUACCGCCUGUGUCUGGAUAUGUGCUUACGUCUCAUUUUCCUUUGGGCAUGUGGAAAGCUGUCAAUGCAGUGUAAGGCCAACGUGUAUGUGUGGCUUCUAUGUAUUGAUAUAAAGUUUUGGUAUCCUUGUCCAUUCAUUUUUUUUAAAUGUACAAAAAAUAACCUGUUAAUUGUUGUUGGAGGCUACUUUUCUGUUUGAUUUUUUUUUUCCUUCUUCCUAUUCUAUACAUUUAGUUGACCUGUGUGGAUUUGUGGUGUUGGUUUUGUUUAUAUAGCUAGAUUUUAUCCUUUUUGUGUUAUCUCCCUUUGUUCUUUGAAUGUGCUCUUCUUCUGUUUUUCUGUUUAUUCUCCUCCAUAUUUCCUUCCACUCCCCCGCCCUUUCUUUCUUUCUCUCUCUGAUUGAGAGGCAUUGAAUUACGUUUUCAGUAGUACAGGCUUCUUGCCGAUAUGAAGGGAACUUUUCAGAAAGAGACCUACUCUGGGUCAUUUAAUUUUGAAUACAGUUUUCAAUCGUUCAAGUUUUGGAUGGUUUAUAUCUAAUGUGUGUUUCAUUUUUUUGGAAAGCUAUAUUUUGUAUUUAGGAAAUGGUAUACUAUUUUGCUAUUUGUACUGAGUGAGUACAUUGGCAUAAAUAUAGAAAUUUAUAUAUAUACAUAUAUAUAAACUAUUCUUUUUUUGCCACACAUUUUUGUGGUAAAUUUGUGAGUUUGUCUGAUGUUCUACCACAACGUGGCGUCUGAUAACAGUGAGGGGGGGUUUGUUAUGUCUUUAUUGCGUAUUUAAGUACCUUUUGAAACAAUGACCUGUUCAUCCGUAGCCAUUCCAUCAGGCAGUUCUUGAUGUUAUUAGUGAGCUGAAGGCAGCUUCCUGUGUUUGCUGCAUCUUUCAGUCAGCAAAAAGUUAAUGAGUGAGGAAACCUAUUGAGACAGUUGUGUCAAUUGGUAUUUCACAAGAAUGAGCCAUUCAGCCUUUGCUCACUAUGUAAUAUUUUAUUAUUGUAAUAGUUAAUUGGCUUUCUGUAUUCUAUGCCUUUUAUUUAUAAAAACACUAAAAAAUCCCAUGUUUGUAAUUUUAAUAACAUUUUCCCCAUCUUGUAAUAUUCAGAGCUACUUUAUAAAUUCUAUGCACCAAAAGUAUUUUUCUCAAUGUAUCUCUUUCCCUGUCCCCUAUUAGGAAAAAUUACUCAGUGUAGUUCAGGUUAUGAGAAGGAUCAGCCACACAAUCCAGUGCUUCAGUUUUAAAAUGUAAAACUGUAACCCUAGAGGGCUGCGUAUAAUGCAAGCAAGCUCAGCAGGUAUUAAAAAGAAAGAAUUUUUUAAACACUAUAUUUUAUCUCUGAAUUUUCUUCUGAGAUUAUGUAGGAUACUCAAGAAGUUUGUUGUUUGUUCAUCAAUUUGAUUAGAUUGUGUGUCAAUACUGCACCAUGAGUGAAGUGGUGGCAAGAAGACUGGCUUGUGUGGUGCUUCUGUUCUGUGCUUUAGCAAGAGGUUUAUCCUUACAAAAUAGGGGUUGGCAAAGCCAAGUCACUGGGACCAAUUUUCUGUUUUAUAAUAUCUAGGUUUGGAACAGAACAUACACCUGAACUGUAGUGGUUGGAUUGGAUGGAGGCAUAAAACCCAAUUUUUAUUCUCAUACAUUUUGUGGUUAUUUAUACAAGGGCUGUGAUACGCUACCAUAUUCUUAAUCCAUAAUGAUAGUUUGUUUCUUGGUUUUUUUGUUUUUUAAACAUUGUUAAAUGUUCCUUACCCCUAAAUGUCAAUGUUAAGUUCCACAUUCUGAAUAUAUGAUUUGGUUACAAAGAGUAUUUGUCUUUUUAUUGAAGAAUUAGCUCAGUGGUUGAUACUUUUGUUAAUAAGGCAGUUUCCUAGUUACUGUUACAAGUUCCAGGUAGAAACUGUAGAAAACUCAGUGAGCCAGCAAAGGCCUUGGAAACAACAAUUUAUUAAUUUAUGGCAGAAAGACCAAAAUAAACUGUGAGCCACAUUUUUUUAUGCUGUUACGUUCAGUUACUCUUGCUUUCAGCAACUCAUACAAAUGCUUGGAGCUUAUCUUUCUGUCUCUAUGUGAGUUAUUCCUUAUCAUUCCAUUAUAUAUCUAUACCAGUAGAAGAUCAUUAGAACUCAUAUUUUGCUUCUGAGUUAUAGUAAUGUGAUAAAAGUAUAGUGUUACUUAUGAUUUGGAAGACCAUGUUGUUAUUUAACCAGCAAAAAUCUAAUUUUCCCAGAUUCCCUAGAACAGGUCUUAAAGGGAUUAUAGAAGCAGUAUUUGUAAGGGAUCUUCCUUCCUCUUCUCCCCUCUCCUCCUUCCUUCCCCCUCAUUUUCCUUCUAUCAUCCUUUGCUUUUUAAAAAAUAUAAUGUGCUUGAAAUUUCAUUACAAUAUAUUUCUUGCCCAUCAAAACCUUGGCUAAUGUACCAAGGAAAAAAUAAUGUCAAAGGAAAUAAGGAAGAUGAUGUAUCUGUCCCUUCAGAACUAAAACAAUUCCUUUUGACCUUGUAAACCAUUAUAAAUGCUUGUUUUAGAAAAGUGAAGUUUGUUAGACACAUCAACAAAGGAAAAACAGAAUAACUUGAUAUAGUAGGGCCAGGGAUUUAUCUCAGUGGCAUAAAUGCCUGCCUGGAAAGUAUGAGGUCAUGUGUUCGAUCCUUGGUACAAAAAAAAAAAAAAAAAACCAAACCUGAGGGGCUGGGGAUUUAGCUUAGCGGCAUUAGCACCUGCCUUGCCGCUAUCGAUCCUCGGUACCGAUAAAAAAGGAAAAAGAAAAAAACCUGAUGUGCUAAUUAAAUUAAUAAAUUUGACAGAGGUAUAAAUAUUAGGAAUAAUCUGAGAAGCUUUUAUCCUUUCUGGUAAAGUUUUUCUGGUCUGAUGUCUUAUUUCCUAACUGAUCAUUUACUUGUUCUUGUUUUUGUUUUUGUUUUUGAUACCAGGGAUCGAACUCACCACCUUGCACUUAACCAAGCAAGCGCUUGAACCACUAGAGCUAAAUCCCUGACCUGAUUAUUUAAAACUAAUUGGAAAGCUGGGGAUGUACUCAGCAGCACAGUCCCUGCCUGACAAAUAUGAGGUCCUGAGUUCAAUUCCUGCUACCCACAAAAUAUUAAAAUAAAGUUAAAUAAGCCUAAUUGGAAAUUAUGAGACCUAUUUACUUUGAAUCUUGACUUUAGGUUUCAUCUCUUACCAAAGCAACCAUUUUAUAUCUGCAUGCCUUUGGCUAUUAGAAAGGACUUAAUGAAAUAGAAACUGUGAAUGAGCAAAUAAAUUAAAAAAGUAACUCAGGGCUGUGCAUAGCUCAGUGGUAGAGCAUUUGAUUAGCAUGUGCCAGACUCUGUGUUUCAUACCCAGAAUUACCAAAAGUAAAAAGAAACAAAGAAGUUUUCCUUUCUGCCUGUUUGUGUCACUAGAGCUAAAUUGCAGAGGUAUCAUUCAUAAGUAUGAGGGUCUACAGUACCAUUUGUGAUACUCAGAAAUGCUGUAAUUUUUAAAAUCUCUUUAUUUUCAUAUUAUUUUAAGUGUCAUUUAUUAAUAAAAUUCUGUUUUUACUCCACUUGUUCUUUCUGGAGAUUUUUACAUUAAUAUUUUAUAUCUAGAUGAAAUUGUUUAUGGAAAAGUGCCUUUUACUGUGAUAGUACCCUUUUCUUAUAUCAUUUUUCACCAUUACCAAAAACAUGUAAAAAACUGGUCUUUUAUGAAGUCUCGAUUGUCACCUCAUAAGUUCCUUUAACUUAAUAGCAGCAGAGAUCCAUUGCUAGAUUUGGUCCUUAGGGGAGAAUAAGUAAAAGAUUGCUGUUUAUGUAAAGUAACUAUCAAUUUGUCUUCAUCUCAACAAACUAACAAUAGGUCUUUCCUGAAUACUAGUGAAAUUUUCACUAUGUAUAUGAGAGGACAUGUACACAAAUGGGUGGAAAUUUCAGAAAGGAACUAUAUAAAGCACCUGUUUGAGCCAGGUGUGAUGGCACACCCCUGUAAUCCUAGCACUCAGGAGGGUGAGGCAGGAGAAUCACUGCAAGUUUGAGGCCUGCCGAGGCCACAAAGUGAGUUUAAGACCUACUUGAACUGCUUAACUGCAUAACUUUUUUUAUGAUCUUAAUUAGAUGGAUGAAAAUAAAUCACUAAAACAUAAGAUAGACAAGGCCUGACAGUAUCAGCUUUUCUGCACUUAGAGUUUGUUUUUUGGAUUUUGUUUUGUAGUUCAAGAUGGCCUUGAGGCAAUCCUCAUACCUCGGCCCCCAAGUGCUAGGCUUAUAGGCUUGUGCCAGCACUCUCAGAUAUAGUAUACUUCUUGCCCAUCAGAGCCUCAGUAAUUUGCCUAAGAAAACUAGUGUCAAAGAAAAAUAAGGGAAAAUUUAUACCUGAUUCCUUUCAGACAUAAGAAAAUAACUUUUACUAGAUACAGUUGCAUUGAGUGUCUUUCUGGGUGUUUUAAUUUUCUUUUUGUUCCAGCUGCUUACCACAGGGGUGGUGCUUAAAGAAAGGACCAUCAAUAGCAGAUUGGGACUGUAGUACCUUUGUGAUAGAGCUCCCUUCCACGUGCAGGAAUAUUUGUGACUGUUAGUAACACUGAGAACUACAAAUCUUUAUGCAAUAUUCUUAAAAGCCUACUGACAUUAUGCACUUUAAUCAUUCCAAAGAAGCCAAAAAUGCUACUUAGUGAGUCUUUCCUAUUGAAUGAUUCUUAACCUUUUAGAAUCCUGUGUCCCCUUUUUAAUUUGGAUAUCAGACUUGGUGUAAGUGUUAUGUGAAUAUUCUCUAAAAUGACUUUAUAGUGGGACUUAGAAAUAUAAUUGACUUGAGGCGAAAUAAUUAUACUUUAAAAAGCCAUUUUAGAAACAUUAUAACUGAUUAUAUAUUUGAGAAUGCAUUAAAGCCCAGUUCCCCUUCCUGUAUAUUUUAUGUCAUUUUAUAAGAUAAUUAUAGUAUGAACGUUUCCAUAUGUAAACUAUGGUUCUUAAAAUAUGGUCCUCAGCCACCAGCUAGUAUCAGUGUAACUUGGAAACUAGUUAUCGGUACCGGGAAUCGAACUCACGACCGCCUGCUUGCAAGGCAGGUGCUUAUGCCGCUGAGCUAAAUCCCCAGCCCCAGAAAUACAUGUUCUUGAACCUUAUCCCAGAUAGACUCAAAUGGAGCUGAGCAGAAUUAAUAAGCCCUCCAAAGGUUGUGAUGCACACUAAAGUUUAUGAACCAUUGGUAUAAAAUAUAUCUAGUGAGAGCAAAAAUGUUUCUUUUCCUACCCAUGGAGAUAAGAUUAUGCAUUGUCAAAAAAAAAAAAGAUUAUGCAUUGUCUUUUAGGUGAUUUCAGCUUAUCUUGUUGUCUAUAAUCACUUAUUGACAGUGAUAAUUUAUUCUUCAUACUGCCUAAGAAACACAUGUAUUUUAUAUACAUGUACAAGUUAGUCUGGUUAUUUAUAAUUCAUUGUUAGUUUGGCAUUUUCCUACCACUUACUAAAAGUUUACAUUAGAUGACUGAUUUAAAUAUAUAUAGGUACAAUGUUCAGUGUUUCUUUUAAUUGUUAUAACAUUUAAGUAGCUAAGAUAUUUGAUGGGUGCUAACUUCUCCUGUUUAUCCAUAAUAUGGGUGCAUUGUGGGCAGUAUAAUACAAGCUUUCUUUUCAUUGAUUCUUACUUUACUAGCAGACCACAAUUUUGCUGUGGCUAGAUCAACUCUCAGAACAAAAUUAUCAUUCCUUAUAAUUAUGUUUCUAUCUGAGAUAGUAAGAUGGCCAGGUUAACAGCACCUUACUUUCUUCUUUUAAUAGAUAAAACUUCUUUGAAAGUAGCUUGCUUCACAUUCACAUAACAGUGUUACAAUACAAAUGUAGCUCUCUUUGGAGCUUAUGCUUCAGAUAGAGUUAUUUGCUAAAAUAAAUAUUAAACAAGAUAAUGCAUUAUAUAAUUUGGGCAUUUUUCCCCUUCACAGUUGUUAGCAUCAUGGUAAAUGUAAAGUAGCCACAAGAUAAAUAGAUUUGUUCAUUUUUAUUUCCUUAUCUAAUCUAGUACCUUCAUAGAUACUCUAAUCUUCCUUCCAUUGUUUACAAAUUGCCAAUUCGUUAACUUGUGAAAGAAAAAAUUCACUUUUCAGAUUAAAACUAAGUGUAUAAUCAUUUUCUAAAAAUCACCACUGCUGUCUUUCCUUAAUACUAGCAGUGGAAGUUUAAGUGGCUUAUUCUACAAGUUUUGGUGCUAGUGAAUUCAUAGGCAAACUAUUGGGAAAUGCUCUAGUUACAUUCCUCCUUUUUUAUCCCUUUUCCCUACUUUAUUGCAUAGUACUGUAUAUUCCUCUCCCCAAAGAAUUGUACUACUAUAAUUCUCAACCCAAUUUGUAAUAUCCUUCUUUAAAACUUUUGUGUUUAAACUCUGUUAACCCUACUUAAUUACCCUAAUUCAUUCUUCCCACCGUCAGAAUUUCAUUUUGCCUGGUUUGUAGAGACUGCUUGCUUAUUAUUUUAGCUGGUGCACCUCAUCAGAACAGCAUACACAGAAAGAAACACACAAAAGAUCUCAGAUGUGUGAGCAUGGGAUUGGAAUCAGACUUCUGUGUCCAAUAAAGAACUAUCCUCACCCAAUGUGGUGGCACAUGCCUAUAAUUCCAGCUCUGGGAGGCUGGGGCAAGAGAAUUGCUAUACAUUUGAGCCCAGCCUGGGCUACCUAGUUCAAAGCCAGCCUAAACUACAUGUCUCAAAACAACAAAAACUGUCCUGCACUGAAGUGAUCAUGACUUAACUAGUAACAGACUGAUUCCAAAAAACUUGUUCAUUUCUUUUGAUCUAAUGAAUGUACUUACCUACUUCUCUGGCUUCCAGUGAUAAGCUCCAAGUGGUUGCUGCUUCUUUUUUUCUUUUCACGACUUUUACUCAAUUUCACUCAUAUCUUUUACUUUUAGUAAGCAUAUUAUAAAUAUUUCAUUAAUCUGUUCUCAAGUGGUUUAGGUACCUUUCUGCCAUUUUAAUUUAUUAAUUUUAUUUGCUUGAGCACACUGAUCAACCACUGAACUGCCUUCUAUUGUCCUGCAGUGAUAUUAAGGUUACAUUUUUGUGUAUAUGGCUUUCAUAGUUGGGAUUUCAGAGCACUGACACCAGAUAUUUUUGAGUUUCUCUGGGGGAAUUUCAUUUGCAUCUAUGUUUUUAGCUAUCUGUGAUAACUUGUUAAAUAUUAAAAAGAUAUUUUGCUUCUAUUGGAACAUUUGUAUACUCGCAACUAUAUUUCUGUAAACAGCUGCAGUCAAAAAUAAAACAUUGAAAGUUUUCA